AUGCGGAUCAUGCACAAGUUGUUUGGGGAGCAGGAUAUCUUCGCCUACAUUGUCAGAUAUCUCAACCCACAGUCUCAGGUCGCCUGUCUUCAAGUCUCUCGCCAUUUCCACGAAGUAAUCGCCCCCGAGAUUUAUACUUCCGUCACUCUUGGCCCAAUGCAAGACUAUCGACCCAGUUUGGAAACAUGGAGACGAUACAGCUCCCUGGUGACGGCCCUUUCCUUUGACGGGUUCAUCUCUGCAGAGUAUUUGGGGGCAGGAUUCAGGAACCUCAAGUCUCUUUCGCUCAUUAACGACGAGGACUCGUACCACUUUCAGCAGGGCACAGACAAUGAGAUCAUGGAGGCGCUGCUAAAAGUCAUCAAGGAGAACCCGAGGCUGUGUCAAUGGUUGUUUGAGAGUCCAUACCCAGCGUUGUCGGCUAAGGUCUGGGAGGCGAUCGAGGGUACCGCUCACAAGUCGCCAGAGGCGAGCAAGGUCGAGUCGCAUAAUCCUCAAGACUCCACUGCGACCCAUACCGAAUAUUCCUCAACAUCGGUGGUCAUUGCUCCUCAGGGCGGGUCGGACAUUCACCGAGUAUCGUUCAGGACUGUCAAGGAACGAGUCCUUCAUGGCCGACUCAGGUCGGGAAUCGAGUUGCUGCAGGUCACACCGGCUUCGAUCAGUCAGGAAGCUCUACCCUGGGCCACAAGUGCAUGCGAGAAGGCUGAGGCGUUGUUGAUGAUACCUGCCAAGUUGGAGUCAUUUGGUGCCCCCAAGGAGCUUCCCGAUCGAGUCCUACCGCGACUCUACGCACCCAUCGCCCACUAUGUCGGAUUGCACAAUGUCCGCCAAUGCUCAUCGAUGGAGCAGCUCGAGUUUCUGUCCCACUUCAACCAGGCCCGAGGGAUCUACUGGAACAUUUACAAGAGGCCUUAUGUCGCCAAAUGGAAACGAGUCCCGCCCACCAUCAAAGACUGGAAGCAAUGGAUCCGACCGGACACGACGUGGCCACACCUCCGAUCAUUAGUUCUUUGCUGCUACAGACUCGUGGAUGCAGAGCUAGACAACCAAUUUCUGGUUUUCCCAGACGACUGUGUUGCUCAUGCUCUGAAGUGUAUCCCGAGGGGCCAAUUGGAGCAGUUUUGGUGGCAUGGGGCGCAGAUGGGUCCGCUGGGGAUCGAAGCAUUGGCUGGUCACUUUUCGACAUUGCGGGAGGUCAAGCUGGAACUCACGUCGUCAUUGGAGCAGAGUGCGUAUAUUCAAAGGAUCAUGGAGUCGUGUAUGCAUCUGCAGGUACUGCGGGCUGGCUACCUUUCGGUCGGAGACAUGCGGCGUGGUCGACCCUGGGCGUGUAUGGGACUCAAAUCCCUCUCCCUUCGUUUCAACAUGCAGGAAGACAGGAUCGAAAACAUUAGCAACAACAACACCACCAUCGCUCGGCCUGCGACCGCGGAACGAGAGAGGGGAGACUAUAAGAAGAGCCAGCGCUAUGUCUUUUCUCGACUCUCGGAACUGGUUCUGCUGGAGGAAUUGACCUCGAUCCCACUGCAGGCUGCUGGUCCGAAUUUUCACGAGACAUGGCACUUGGAUUUCCAGUUGCGGUACGGUCUGGAUGCCCUUUCGACCUUACAACUACUCAAGCGAUUGGUUGUCUCGUUCACAAAGCAGCAGAUGAAUGCUAAGGAUAUUAACUGGAUGGUACGCGAGUGGAAAAGUCUGCAGUCGAUAGAAGGAAGCCUGAAUCCGGAAUGGCGACAGGAAGUCACGCUGGAGACCAUUUUGUCGCCGUCACCCGCUCAAACUCAGCUCCCCAAGAUGCUCAACAUCAACAAGGUCUCGAUCGACACCUCCAGUUCGUCCUCAGGAACCAAAGUGGAUGGCGUGAACAUCUUAUUCGAUCCCGCAUUCUCGGACAGAUGCAACUUACAGGACCCAAACGACCUCCCUAUAUGCUGGACCGAUUUUCCCCGCGUCGACAUUGUCGUCAUCAGCCACAACCAUUACGGCCAUCUCGACUUGACCACCAUCCAAAAGUUUCAAAAGGAUUACAAGUCGUUCUUCUACGUACAGUUUGGAAACAAGGUCUGCUUCCAUUCUCCUGGCAUCAAGGAUAAAGUCGCUGAGUGCGACUGGUAUGUCCGCUCAUUUCAAUUGAGCGGGGAAAAUGUAUCUCAUAGAUAUGAACAGAGUGGAAUGUAG
Linnemannia hyalina is the source of this 2181-nucleotide messenger RNA. NCBI's taxonomy places the organism in Eukaryota, Fungi, Mortierellomycota, Mortierellomycetes, Mortierellales, Mortierellaceae. The record is from the annotation of a GenBank genome assembly.